Messenger RNA from Chrysochloris asiatica (Cape golden mole), 597 nucleotides. It is a transcript of the gene HEBP1, whose product is annotated as heme binding protein 1. The record is from RefSeq and is a predicted model, not a curated record. The transcript is spliced from 4 exons. The coding region runs from base 28 to 597 and encodes 189 amino acids. NCBI's taxonomy places the organism in Eukaryota, Metazoa, Chordata, Mammalia, Afrosoricida, Chrysochloridae.
CCGUUGCGUCCUGAGCGCCCCAGCAACAUGUUUGGCAUGAUCAAGAACUCGCUGUUCGGGAGCACAGAGACGUGGCCUUGGCAGGUCCUGAGCAAAGGGGGCAAGGAAGAAAUCUCCUAUGAGGAAAGGGUCUGUGAAGGUGGGAAGUUUGUCACUGUAGAAGUGUCGGAUAAGCCUGUGGAUGAAGCUCUUCGAGAAGCAAUGCCCAAAGUCAUGAAGUAUGUGGGAGGCACCAAUGACAAGGGAAUUGGGAUGGGAAUGACAGUCCCUGUUUCCUUUGCUGUGUUCCCCAGUGAAGAUGGCUCCCUACAGAAGAAACUAAAAGUCUGGUUCCGGAUUCCAAACCAGUUUCAGAGCAACCCUCCAGUUCCCAGUGAUGAAAGUGUUAACAUCGAGGAGAGGGAAGGCAUCACCGUAUAUUCCAUGCAGUUUGGUGGUUAUGCCAAAGAAGCCGACUAUGUAGCUCAUGCUGCCCAGCUGCGCACUGCCUUGGAGGGUACAGCCACCUGCCGGAAUGAUACCUACUUCUGCACUGGGUAUGACCCUCCCAUGAAGCCCUAUGGGCGUCGCAAUGAGGUCUGGCUGGUGAAGGCAUGA